GUUCCAUUUCGUCUGACCCAAGUUUCCAGCCUGUCCAACAGUAUAAAAUAAUUUACUAUAUCAAAUGCUGCACUGAGAUCCAAACUGACACUCUUUUUGCAUCAGUGUUCAAUCUUUUAUUAUUUAGUAUUUUAAUUAGAGCUGUUUGUGUGAUGAGGUCGGAACCCAGAUUGAUAUUUAUCAAAAAGGUCAUUUGAUUUCAAGAAAUUGUUGGGUUGAUUAAUGAAAUUCCACAAUGCAUAUUAUUACAUAAGCAUCUUGUAUUAUUUUUCCAAAUGAUCCCCCCCAAAGUCUGGUCUUGUCUGUUCUGCAGGCUCAUGGCACUCCUGGAGGACCACAUGACGUGUUCAAAAGUGCCACCCAUCUGUUACUUGAAAGGGCUUUGUCUUCAAAGCACAAUAGAGAGGAGGGGUUCAAACCAAAUGGCGUGCAAAAGAUUUGGAAACUAAUCAUGUCCUAUGGUGCACGGAUUGGACAGACGUUUUUUUUUUUCUCUCUGGCGAUUUCCACCAUGGACCACGGCAGACCCUGGAAUGAAAUGGGAUUUUCACGUCUGAUCUGAUCACGUCCUUAAGCAGGGUUUAACAGACAAGACCUUGCCAUGACGGUGAAGCUGUGAGGUCACAAAGCGUAAACCGACCCCUUUAUAAUUUUGCGCCUGGCGAAUCAAAGUCACCGUCAACCAUGAGGAGGUGCUGUCACGUCCUGCCUCUCGCUGUGCUUGCCGCUCUGCUGCUCUCUCAGGUCUGCUCCGGCAUCAAAUGGCUAGCAAUAUCGCACACACCCAAGACCUUACACAUCAACCAGACCCAACACUGUAAACUGUUGCCUGGCCUGGUGUCGUCCCAAGCUCAGCUGUGCCGCAGCAACAUGGAACUCAUGCAAACCAUCAUCCAAGCAGCCCGCGAAGUCAAGAAAACGUGCCAAAAGACCUUUGCUGACAUGCGCUGGAACUGCUCCUCCAUAGAAAUUCCCGGCGAUUCUUCCAAGUAUCCUCCAGACCUUGACCGAGGAACCAGAGAGUCUGCGUUUGUCUACGCCCUUUCUGCCGCCACUAUUAGCCACACCAUCGCAAGGGCAUGCACCACUGGAGAUUUGCGUCUGUGCUCGUGUGGGCCCAUUCCGGCUGAGAUCCCGGAGCCAGGCUAUCGCUGGGGGGGUUGCGCGGACAACCUGCACUACGGGUUGAUCAUGGGUUCCAAGUUUGCAGAUGCUCCCAUGAAAAUGAAACGUGCAGGCUCCCAUGCCAACAAACUGAUGCACCUGCACAACAGUGAAGUCGGUAGACAGGUAUUGAGGGAAGCAGUGGUGAUGAAGUGUAAGUGUCACGGCGUAUCCGGCUCCUGCUCUAUAAGGACCUGCUGGCGAGGCCUUCAGGACCUGAGAGAGAUCGCCAUGGAGCUGAAGACUAAGUACUUGUCGGCUACGAAGGUGGUUCACAGACCGAUGGGGACACGCAAGCAACUGGUGCCCAAAGACAUUGACAUCAGGCCUGUAAGGGAGAACGAGCUGGUCUACCUGCAGAGUUCCCCGGACUUCUGUACCAAGAAUGACAAACAAGGUUCGGUCGGCACACAGGACAGGCAGUGUAACAAAACCUCAGCUGGCAGCGACAGCUGUGACUUGAUGUGCUGCGGCCGCGGCUACAACCCGUACACGGAGAAGCUGGUGGAACGCUGCCAUUGCAAGUAUCACUGGUGCUGCUACGUCACCUGCAAGAAGUGCGAGCGGAUUGUGGAGAGAUACGUCUGCAAAUGAGACCCAUCGGCCGGACCGAGCCGCCAGAGUGAACCAAAGCACUACAAUACCCAGAAGGCAAAUUUUUGUCUUCAGCUUUCGCAUGUGUAUUUCACCACCAAGUGUCAUUAUCACUUUAGUAUCGAUUUUUUCAAACUGUCGGUUGAGUUUCUACUGGACAUGGAAAGCGACGACAGUUUAUGUGAAGACCGCCGUCCUCCUGGGUAGUUUUUUUUUUCUUUUUUUAAAUUGUUAAUGACCAUGAAUUCCCCCAAUGCGGAUAAGGAAAGUCUAUUUUAUUAUAGCUCUCAUAAAAAGUAAUAACGUUGGAUUUUAAAGCUGGAGGGAGACGUAUGAGAUCAGAUCUGUGGACUUGUGGGUUUUUUUUUUUUUUUUCCGGUACAGUUGAUACUUUUUCCUUCUGCAUCAAUGGACAUGAGAGGAAAAGCCAAAAAAAAAAAAAAAAAAAAAGGGAACAUAAAGUACUGU
Messenger RNA from Hippocampus comes (tiger tail seahorse), 2226 nucleotides. RefSeq names its product wingless-type MMTV integration site family, member 11 (gene wnt11). The transcript has 6 exons. Gene Ontology annotation, cellular component: extracellular region. Gene Ontology annotation, molecular function: frizzled binding; cytokine activity. The coding region runs from base 685 to 1758 and encodes 357 amino acids. NCBI's taxonomy places the organism in Eukaryota, Metazoa, Chordata, Actinopteri, Syngnathiformes, Syngnathidae. The record is from RefSeq and is a predicted model, not a curated record. Gene Ontology annotation, biological process: cell fate commitment; multicellular organism development; neuron differentiation.